ACAUUUAACUGCUAAUAUUUAACCAGCUCGAGCACUGCAUGUCAUCAUUAUCAGUAUACAAGCUAGCUAGCUCUAACACAUUGACACAGCUACAGUGCAACAAAGCCAACUAUGCUCGCCACACUCAUGCCCAGAAAUGGCCUCGGCUCAGCCAUUAAGAGACGAAACAGCAAGAACUAUGACACUGCUAAGAGAAGAGAUUCCUUCUCUGUAUUCUCAUCCUACUCUCUACCUAGCUCCCCCGACUCACUGCGACGAUUCUCAAGCUAUGAUACUCUGCUCCAAGCACUGGGAUCACAGCAGCCACAGCCACAGAAGCAACAGACACUACAGCCAGAGUCUAGGCUCAAGGGAAGAAGAGGUAGCAUCUCUAGACUGAUAAGAAGGACCACCUCCAUGAGUCGAAGAGAUUCAGAUGAGAGUAAGAACAGGAGAGCAAGAGGGAGUGUUUCUUGUGACCCUCUGGAUAUUGAGCUGGCUAGGAUAAGAGAGCAACUGGCUCAAAUGAAGACACAGGACUUGGACAUGUCUCAACGAGUAGAGAACUUGUCUAACUCAGUACAAGCACUAUGGGGAAAUAAGCAGUUGCCCCAGCCACAAAUUACACAGUCUUCCUCUGUGUGUUGUCUUAGAGCCAUCAGAGAAAGCAGAUUGGAAACAGAAGUGCUCAAAGAAAUCAGUGAAAGCUCAGAUUCAGAAGAAGAAGAUGAUCAAAGUUUUGAGGAUUACAUUCGAUCCACUCUCCCACUAAUUGGUGACAGAAGAGUAUCUAAUGCGAACAGCAGUACAGCAGAAGCACCUGUUGUACCAGCAUGUACCGUGGAGAUUGUUAUCGACUGUGUUGCCGAUGAUGGCUCAACGCAGCAUCACUGCUUAUUGAACAGUUCACCGCAUGAUGUCAACACUCAAAACGCUCAAGGCUAUUCGAUACUGAAUGAACAAACUAACCACCAAGAAUGGAUGAAAUCUGAACCUUUAAUUACAACGCACCAAGCAAGUACUCUUACAACUGUUCACUGAUGUAAUGUGUUGUGUCAUGGUAUUCAAUGUCUCAAUCCUUGUCUGUUUCUACUGAUCACUUUCUGCGCUAAUAUUCUCAAAUUUUUAUCAUUUAUACGAUCCACUGUUUUCGGUGGUAACUCAUAAUAAUUAAUAAUUAUCAUGUGUCAAUGUGGUUUUAAUCCACAAUAAUAAUUUUGCUCUGAA
Halichondria panicea is the source of this 1206-nucleotide messenger RNA. RefSeq lists its product as uncharacterized. Bases 112 to 1020 code for a protein of 302 amino acids. Lineage: Eukaryota; Metazoa; Porifera; Demospongiae; Suberitida; Halichondriidae. The record is from RefSeq and is a predicted model, not a curated record. The transcript is spliced from 2 exons.